AUGCACGCCAGCUCCUUCAUUGCUCUCGCCCUCGGCGCCACCGCCGUCCCUGCGGCCGCUUUCCCCAAAGUCGAGGCCAGACAGAAGGCGUGCAAUCCGUUCUGCAACUUCCUUAACCUCCCCAAUAUCCUUGAUUGCCCGGCAAACGGCGGUCAUCGCCUCACCAAAGCAGUCAUUGCCAAUGCGCUUCUUACCGCUGAUAGGAGUGGACCACCGCGUGAGACUAGUGCCCCCAACCUUGCUACGUCGUACUGCAACGGAUCAAAUUUCCGUGGCAUUCCUCUCUGGACUACUGGUUUACCUAACGGAGUUGGUGGUGCUUACUAUGCUAUGGCACCUAACGGCACCUUCUGGCUUUGCAGCACGGCUUCGACAGCAUAUGGGUCACCCGUGCGCACUAGUUGCACUUUCAAAAACUAA
This is a messenger RNA of Bipolaris sorokiniana ND90Pr, 420 nucleotides long. RefSeq lists its product as uncharacterized. The record is from RefSeq and is a predicted model, not a curated record. The transcript is spliced from 2 exons. The coding region runs from base 1 to 420 and encodes 139 amino acids. Lineage: Eukaryota; Fungi; Ascomycota; Dothideomycetes; Pleosporales; Pleosporaceae.